Molecule: messenger RNA, 1082 nt
Organism: Arachis stenosperma
Lineage: Eukaryota; Viridiplantae; Streptophyta; Magnoliopsida; Fabales; Fabaceae
Product: pterocarpan synthase 1-like
Exons: 1
Coding region: 73-738 (221 amino acids)
Source: RefSeq, a predicted model, not a curated record
CAACUACUUGGACUACUAAGGAGAGUGAGUGAGAGCUAUAUUCCAAAACACUGCAUCUUCAAACUCUCCACCAUGCCCAACUCCAAAUUUUUCUUCUUCCUUCCCCUUUUCUUUCCCUUCAUUGUCGCGGAAUCCGUGGGCUUCGCCCGGAGGAUCUCCCCGAGAUCUUUGGGCUUUCAUGAAGAGAAACUCACCCACCUCCACUUCUUCUUCCAUGACGUCGUUAGUGGGCCAAAGCCCACUAUGCGCAUCAUUGCCGAGCCCGAGGGAAGGGCAAAAGACACAUUUCCCUUCGGGACUACGGUAAUUAUAGAAGACCCACUAACCGCUGGGCCGGAACCGGAGUCAAAGCUGAUAGGAAAGGCCCAAGGGCUAUACACGUCAAUUUCGCAAGUGGAAAUGGCCCUAAUGAUGGUGAUGACGUUUGCAUUCACGGAAGGAGAAUUCAACGGAAGCACACUCAGCGUUUUGGGGCGUAACAACGUUGAGCUACCCGUUAGAGAGAUGCCAAUCGUUGGUGGAACUGGUGUGUUCCAAUUCGCACGUGGGAUUGCUAGGACCAAUUUCGUUACGGUUGAUUUCUCAAAAGGUGAUGCUAUUGUGGAAUACAAUGUUUACGUGUACCACUACUUAACCCCUCUUCUUGAUUCAUCAUCUUCAAAUCCUGCUCAUUUUAAAGAGGGCCUUGAGUAUAUGGUAGAUCCUUUAUUGGCCAAGAUCGAACCUACAGUUAACUGAACAAAUGAAAUUACGGUAGAAGAUCAGUUGCAGUCGAUUUCACGUGAAGUUGAUAUUUAAGAGCCGUUAGAUGAUUUGACUGAUUUAACUAAAUUUUUAUUUAAUAGCUCUCACCUAUCAAUUUCACAUGAAGUCGAAUGCACCUGAAUUUUCAUCAUGAAAUUACACAAGUGGUUUAGUUUAGGUUAGGGCAAAAUCGUCAUAUUCUCCAGAAAUAAAGAUUGGUGAAUUAUCAAGUCAUUUUUCUGUCUUGUUUUUUAAUGGUAAUCUCUAGUAUGUACUAUAGGCAUGUAUCUUGAAAUAAACCAUGCAUGAUCAAUUGGUGUUUAUAUAUAUUCAUAAGA